AUGCCAACGCUAUUGAAAAAUAAGUAUGAAGAUGGCUUCUUCAAUGAAUUCUUGGUCAAACAAGACAACAUCUCAAGAGAAUUUGCUAUACAUCAAUGCGAAAAAGAGUCGUUAUCGAUCCUCAAAAGGAAAAGAUUAAACUUGGAUAUACAAGAGAACAAAUUUCCGAACUGGUGUUUAAAUCAAACACAGCCUGUUACUUUGAACACCUAUCCACUCUCUAUCUCUACUGAUGAUUCAUUUACAUCAUGUUGGGUUGAAAUGCAUUGUCCAAAUGUCGAAGUUUUAGUUCUUAAUCUCUCUUCAUCAACUUAUGCAUUACCGAACUUCAUUGCUACGAUGAAGAAACUGAAAGUUGUGAUGAUCAUAAAUCAUGGUUUUGAACUUACAAAGUUGACCAAUCUGUCUUGUCUCAGCUUAUUACCAAACUUGAGACGGAUCAGAUUCGAGAAAGUUUCAAUCACUUUGCAUGACAUUCCCAAACUUCAGCUCAAAUGUCUUGAGAAGCUAUCUCUUUGGUUGUGUCAUUUUAAUGAUGCUCCCAACGAGUUAGAAGACUUAGAAGUUGAUGUUACUGAAACCCUACACAGCUUACAAGAAAUCGAAAUAGAUUAUUGUUAUAAUCUUAUUGAAUUACCACACUGGGUCUCUCAAGCUGUUUCACUUAAGAAGCUUAGCAUCACGAACUGUAACAAGCUAUGUAGACUCUUAGAAGGUAUGGGAAACUUGAGGAACCUUGAAAUGCUGAGACUGAUUUCCUGUAGUAAUAUCUUUGAGCUUCCUAAAACCAGCGAGAAACUCAGCAAAUUGCGGUUGCUAGAUGUUUCUGGAUGCUUUCAACUGAAAAGGUUGCCUCUAGAGAUUGGGAAGUUGCAGAAACUGAAGACGAUUUUGAUGAGAGAUUGUUACCGUUGUGAGUUGCCAGAUUCAGUGAAGAACCUAGAGAAUCUAGAGGUGAGAUGUGACGAAGGAACUGUUUUCUUAUGGGAGAGAUUCAUCAAAAUGAAGAAUCUGAGAAUCACUGAAGAGGAAACAGAGCAUAACCUCAACUUGCUUCAAUUGUUCUAA
Messenger RNA from Brassica oleracea var. oleracea, 1068 nucleotides. Its product is annotated as probable disease resistance protein At5g66890. Gene Ontology annotation, biological process: defense response to fungus. NCBI's taxonomy places the organism in Eukaryota, Viridiplantae, Streptophyta, Magnoliopsida, Brassicales, Brassicaceae. The record is from RefSeq and is a predicted model, not a curated record.